CUCAAAGUUGGUCAUUAGUGCAGUGUGAGGGCGAGCUUUCUGCGAAUAAGGUCGUAGGCAGUGGACUUUCUGCACCCAGCUUUUGAAGGUCUCUAUUGAUUAUUACUUAUUUAACCAACCAUGAAGUCCCUGGGGUUACCUUUGCAUGAAGGCCAAGAUAAAGAUAUCUUGGAAGCAGAAAAUGAGCUGCUACGAAAGGGACACCGUCGCAAACGCGAGUUCAUACCUGAGGAGAGGAAGGACGCCCUCUACUGGGAGAAACGCCGCAAGAACAACGAGGCAGCCAAACGAUCCAGAGAGAAGAGGAGGUUGAAUGACUAUGUGCUGGAGAGUCAUCUCAUAGCCCUGAAGGAAGAAAAUACCAGGCUUAGUGCAGAAUUACUGGCUAUCAAGCUUCACUUUGGUCUGGUCCGUCCUGCAGCCUACACUGGCCUCACGAGUAACCCACCUCAUCCAAAUGUUCACAGCAGCACUCAGCCAAUCACUGCCACUAACAUGCACCACCGUUCCCUGCAUAGGGAUUACUACUGGGAUGGUAGAGACUCCUCUGUUAUCCCCAGCCGCCAACCUGUUUUCUUCCCAGCGUAUGCCUUUCAAACCCUGAGAAGUUAUCCAUAUUUGAACACAUCUGGUACUGUUGGCUCUGGCCUCCUCACUCCCCUUGUCCACCCACACAAUCUGCUGCCCACCCACUCAUUCCAUCCUGCACCUCCCAUACUGAAGCCCGUUCCUACCAGAGGUAUCUCAGAUGAGGAGGAGGAGCAGGUCCAUGAGAAGAUGUCCCUGUACAGCUCAGCUCCACCUCGCAAGACCUCAUCGAGGGGAGACAGAAACUACUCUUCCCCAAGACAUUACAUGUCUGACUGACUGUCAAAUAAUUAUGCUUUAUUAAUGUGACUUCUCUUUAAGUAAUACCAGAUACUCUUGCUUACACUGUUACUUUUGCUUGAUUUCGAUGAAUAUCUCACCAAUAACAUUAUUCUGUAAGCCUCAAAAUAAAAUCAAUUUAUGAACAAGUUCA
Molecule: messenger RNA, 1021 nt
Organism: Labrus bergylta (ballan wrasse)
Lineage: Eukaryota; Metazoa; Chordata; Actinopteri; Labriformes; Labridae
Gene: nfil3-4
Product: nuclear factor, interleukin 3 regulated, member 4
Biological process (GO): circadian rhythm; regulation of DNA-templated transcription
Cellular component (GO): nucleus
Molecular function (GO): DNA binding; DNA-binding transcription factor activity
Source: RefSeq, a predicted model, not a curated record